Molecule: messenger RNA, 1837 nt
Organism: Athalia rosae (coleseed sawfly)
Lineage: Eukaryota; Metazoa; Arthropoda; Insecta; Hymenoptera; Athaliidae
Product: probable cytochrome P450 12a5, mitochondrial
Exons: 11
Coding region: 1-1791 (596 amino acids)
Molecular function (GO): iron ion binding; heme binding; oxidoreductase activity, acting on paired donors, with incorporation or reduction of molecular oxygen
Source: RefSeq, a predicted model, not a curated record
AUGCACCGUUUAGUAUUACAGCGCUGCAAUUACAUCAGCCCUAGAACGAUAGCUGGCACCGCGUUCAUUCGGCGGUCAGCGGUGACAAAAUCUCUACCACUUGCGGCUAUCGAGAGACAAGAACAGCUGCGGGAUUCGCAAAAUGAUCUGAUCCGCACAGCAAUCACGCGAUCGCAAAACGAAGCAUCGCAAUCCCCGCCGAUUUCUCUGUUGGAUUCCCCCGGUGUAUUCGAGAUACCGGAAGUUAGCGUAAAGCCGGAAACCACCGGCGGCGACAAGGCGCCCUUACCGUUCGAGGAUAUACCGGGACCGGCCGUUCUCAAGAUUUUGGAAAAGUAUUGGAGAUAUGUACCGAUUUUUGGUACGCAAUUAAUUUGCACCCUCCUCAUCAACAAGGUUACCCUGGGCCAGUUGAGCUGGAAUCGUAAUAUCGUCCCGUUGAAGUAUCUUUUCAACGAAUACGGACCGAUCGUUCGCAUACACGGACCGAUUUCCGGCGACGUCGUCAUGAUUCACAGGCCCGAACACAUCGCCGAAGUCUUCAAACAGGAAGGGGUAGCACCCGUUCGAAGCGGUAUCGAUGUUCUUCAACACUAUCGUCUGCACCACAAAAAAUAUAGCCUGCCAGGACCGUUCAACAUGCAAGGACCGGAAUGGACGCGGUUGAAAGAAAAACUGGAGAAACCGUUCGCCGAUCAAAUUGGCCGUUACUUCGAAAAGCUGGAGAUCGCCUGCGACGACGUUGUGCGAAGGAUAAGGAAAAUCCGCAACCGACAGUACGAGGUUCCGGAUGACUUCGGUCAGGAUCUCUCGCGAUGGGGUAUGGAAUCCUUUUCGGUGCUGAUGCUCGACAAGCGAAUGGGAUUCUUGGAACCAUCGGGACUCGACGGGACUUCCGAAGCGAGCAGAAUAAUCGAAGCGUUGACCCUUGCCCACCACUAUCUCAGUCGAUGCGAAACCGGAUUUCAGUUCUGGCGAUUUUUCGAUACGCCGUUCGCCAAGAAACUAUUCGCAGCUUGCGACGUCAUCGACGGUGUGAUUGGAAAAUACAUCCGACAGGCGCAAAAUAAAUUGGGAACGCGAACGGGAGAUGAAAAUCAGAGCGACUCCGUUGACGAUGAUUCAUCCCCUCUGAUCGAGAAGCUACUUUUGAGUCAGGCGAUGCAACCGGACGAUAUUUCUACUGUUAUGAUGGACAUGAUCAUUCUAGGGGUUCAAGCGACGACGAAUAGCGAGGCUUUUCUUCUCUACUACCUCGCGAGAAAUCCGAGAGUUCAACGCCGCGUUUACGAAGAAGUUUGCGCCGCGAUGCCCGGCAGAGAAACUUCCCUGACGCAGCAGGAUUUGAAGGGGAUGAAGUACCUGCGCGCUUGCAUGAACGAAUGUCACAGAUUACGACCGGCGUUUCCCUUCAUUACGAGGGCUCUUCCGCAAACGGUCACCUUACACGGCUACACCAUUCCAAAGGGAACCUACGUGAUAAUGGCGAAUCAGAUAUCGUCGCUUCGCGAGGAGAAUUUCGAGGAUCCGGAGAAGUUCAAGCCGGAGAGGUGGUUGCAGUCGAACAACGUGGAAUUCGUUCGUCACCAGCGGUUCAGUUGCCUACCAUUCGGCCACGGUAUUCGUUCGUGUCUCGGCAAAGAAAUGGCUGAGACGGAAAUGGCGUUGUUAACGGCGAAGCUGAUUCGAGAAUUCCGGAUCGAGUACGACUACGCCGAUAUCGGGAGCAAGUACAUGAUGGUCAAUGUACCCGACAGACCGUUGCGUUUCCGUUUCGUUGACAGAGAUUGAAAACCGUAAUACGUGUGUCCAAUUCGGUGACAUGUCAAAGUUGACU